Molecule: messenger RNA, 1546 nt
Organism: Danaus plexippus (monarch butterfly)
Lineage: Eukaryota; Metazoa; Arthropoda; Insecta; Lepidoptera; Nymphalidae
Gene: crok
Exons: 3
Coding region: 115-573 (152 amino acids)
Biological process (GO): positive regulation of voltage-gated potassium channel activity; sleep; regulation of synaptic transmission, cholinergic
Source: RefSeq, a predicted model, not a curated record
AUCUUAAAAGUUAAAACUUUGAAGCAGUUGAAUUGAAUCAGUAAACAAAACUUUUUAAAAUCUUAUUAUUCUUUUAUCAUUCUAUUUUUUGCAUAAUAUCGAUAUUAAUAAUAUAUGUACGAAAUGAUUUUAUCCAUAAAAAGUUUGCUGUGUUUUCUUUUUAUAAUAAGUUGUGCUACGAACGUAUUGAGUAUUAAAUGUUGGAACUGCAGAUCAAAUGCUGACCCUAAAUGUGCCGAUCCAUUCGACAAUAGCACUGUACCUAUCACUGACUGUAAUCAAGAAAGGGGUUUAUCACAUUUACCCAAUGUAAGACCUACCAUGUGCAGGAAAAUAAGACAAAAAGUAAAUGGAGAAUGGCGAUACUUUAGAGACUGUGCAUAUUUAGGUGAGGUUGGAAUCCAGGGCGAUGAGAGAUUUUGUUUAAUGAGGACGGGCACAUAUAACAUCUUUAUAGAGUACUGCACCUGUAAUAGCAAAGAUGGUUGUAAUUCCUCGUCAUUUUUACACCCAAUACCAAAGUUGAUUGUAAUGUCGUUUGUAAGUUUUAUAGGUAAAUAUUUACAAGUGUAAAGCCCAAAUAAGAAAAAGCUGUUAAUAUGCUAUCAUUAAGUGAAGUAUUUUUAUUGAAUACAUAUCUUCAGAUCUGAAAAAAUGUAUUUUAUAUAAGAAUCUCACAGAAAAAUAACUUGUCUGAGUUAAGUAAGCAUUGUUAAUUCUGACUAUUAAUUUAAAUUUACGAUUAUAUUGCAGGUAUAUUUUUUUUACAUAAGUACACAUACAUUAAGAACAUGCAGUAAUAAUACGAAUGAUUGUAAAAUAGAUUUUGUUUUGUGUAUUAUCUGAAAUUUGGGUUUAAUUUUAAAAAUGGUAAUAUGUAUUACAUGAAAAAUUCUAUAUUUUUGCAACAAUAUUUGCACAUAUGUUUUUUAAAUUUCUGUACACAAAUUUAUUAAGAUUUAUUUUAUACUUUAUUUAUAUAGACAAGACUGAAUAUAAUCCGUCCAUCAUGUAAUUAAGCAUUUGUAUUCUUAUAAAUAAGACAAAUAAAUUGUUUUGGAUAUAUAAUUCUUUUUAUUUUAAAAAUAUUGUAAGUUUCUUCUGUCUUAUCUGUAUAUUAAUUUAAUUUAAAUAUGAAAUACUAAUUUUUACCUACAACAUUGCCUGGAAAGCAGAAUUGCUCGGAGUUCGGAAAUGUAUUAUAGAUAAUAUCCAAUCAUCAGUGACAUCUAUGUCUAUGUCUAUGUCUCAUGACUUAAAUUUCAAUAGAAUUUUGGGAUAAAUUAUAACCAUUAUCUUAUUCGGAUGUGUGAGCUACAUUAAUGUUUAAUCAAAAUUUGUGUAGUAUAUUUUGUGUGAAAGAGCAACAAACAUCCGUAGUUCCUAACAAAGUUUAACUUUUAUUCACAUUGGCUGUAUAAGUAUGGGUACAAAUAUAUGUUUUCUGUUAGAUACUUAAGAGAAUUUUAUUAAAAUUAUGUAAAUGUAACUUUUAUAAUCUUAAUAUAAUUAUGAUUUUAUAUUAGACAAAAAUUACCUAAAUGUA